UUCAGUGACACUUGAGAAGGUUAUGGCAUUAGCCGCUCAAUUCCUAAUCCAAUUUCCCCGGCUUGGAAUCAGAAGAAGCUUCCCUUUCCCUUCUUAUCUUAAUCGAAAUGGUGGUGGUGGUUCAUUAUCCUUUUGUAGUAGUAGUAGUAGUUGUUCCGCCAAGAAGAAUUACUUAGAAUUAAGUAAUGAAGAAUUGAUGAGAGAAUGCGAAAUGAACACAUUCAAAGCAUCGGGUCCAGGUGGUCAACACAGGAACAAGCGAGAGUCUGCCGUUCGUCUCAAACACUUACCCACUGGUGUCACAGCCCAGGCCGUUGAAGAUCGAUCGCAACACAUGAAUCGUGCUUCAGCUUUGAAUCGUCUUCGCAUUCUUUUAGCUCUUAAAGUCAGGAACAAUGUAAACCUUGAUACAUAUUCACCUCCUCAAGAACUGCUUCAAAUUCUUCCACUUAAGUCCACCAUUAGAGGAUCAGACUGUGGCCCUCAAAUUGGACCUAAUAAUCGUAAAUUCGUUUUGGGAAUGCAAGCUCUGCUUGAUCUAAUUUACACAGUUGAGGGAUCUGUAUCAGAGACAGCUAAGUUAUUGGGGUUAAGCACUGGAGCAUUGUCACGAUUGAUACUAUCCGAUGAUUCUCUACGAAUGGCGGUUAAUGAGUUGAGGAUUUCUAAGGGCAUGAAGCCUCUUAGGUAGAAUUUCUCAUUGGGUAAAAUUAUCUCUUCAUUUUCCAUCACUAUACGGUGUUAAUGUGCAAAUGAUAGCCAUCUCCGUGUAGAAACUACCUGCUUCUCUAUGAAACUUCAAAUACCCAUCCCACACUCUCCUAGAUUCUGAGCUGCUUGCCAUUGGAUUGAAGAUAGUAAUAGCUGAUUUAGAACGUUGAUUUUUCUGAAGAAAAAUCCUCAAUGAUCGGAAAAGUAAAAGUUGUAUCAGCAGAAGAAAAGAUGCUAAUUUACUUUCAUUCCCUGUCAAUACCUGAAAGUGGCAUAGUAAUUUGCUUAGACCUUGC
Messenger RNA from Pistacia vera, 1007 nucleotides. Its product is annotated as peptide chain release factor 2-like. The record is from RefSeq and is a predicted model, not a curated record. The coding region runs from base 23 to 691 and encodes 222 amino acids. The transcript has 5 exons. Lineage: Eukaryota; Viridiplantae; Streptophyta; Magnoliopsida; Sapindales; Anacardiaceae. Gene Ontology annotation, biological process: translational termination. Gene Ontology annotation, molecular function: translation release factor activity. Gene Ontology annotation, cellular component: chloroplast.